This is a messenger RNA of Zeugodacus cucurbitae (melon fly), 444 nucleotides long. RefSeq names its product transcription elongation factor 1 homolog. Gene Ontology annotation, cellular component: transcription elongation factor complex. Gene Ontology annotation, biological process: transcription elongation by RNA polymerase II. The transcript has 2 exons. Lineage: Eukaryota; Metazoa; Arthropoda; Insecta; Diptera; Tephritidae. Bases 69 to 317 code for a protein of 82 amino acids. The record is from RefSeq and is a predicted model, not a curated record. Gene Ontology annotation, molecular function: RNA polymerase II complex binding.
AUUUACUGUCUCGAUUAAUUAGUCGACUUUUAGCGUAUCACUUUUUGUUUAUAUCUUAAAAAGUAAUAAUGGGUCGACGUAAAUCAAAAAGAAAGCCUCCACCAAAAAAAAAGAAUAUCGAACCUUUGGAUCAACAGUUCAAUUGCCCAUUUUGCAAUCAUGAAAAGUCCUGUGAAGUAAAAAUGGAUAAAAGCCGAAAUACUGCAAAAGUUACUUGCAGAGUUUGCCUCGAGGAUUUCCAAACCAGUAUAAACUUUUUGUCUGAGCCUAUUGAUGUUUAUAACGAUUGGGUAGAUGCUUGUGAAACUGCUAACUAAUUCUGAAUUCGUCUUUGUGUAAUAUUAUUAGCUAAUUAACAGGCAUUUUAAAAUAUUAAAUAAACAUAAUUUUUUUCUUUUAUAAGAAAGAAAAAUAAAAUCAAAAAUUUAUUUAAUAUAAUAAAUA